Molecule: messenger RNA, 1131 nt
Organism: Didymodactylos carnosus
Lineage: Eukaryota; Metazoa; Rotifera; Eurotatoria; Philodinida; Philodinidae
Source: the annotation of a GenBank genome assembly
AUGGAAACUAAUGGUAAAACUGCAUGCAUUUUCGGCGCCAAUGGCGUAUCUGGUACAGCUAUGAUUGAAGCAUUAUUAAAAGAACCAGCUAGUGAGUGGAAAUCGAUCAUAGCGCUUUCACGUCGUCCAUUACAAGGAGCGGAUUUUCACAAUGACAAUCGAUUACAUUCUCUAUCCGCUGAUCUGUUAGAAACUGACGUAGAUACACUUAGUGAUCAAUUGAGCAAAGUUAAUGGCCAUGAAAUAACACACGUUUAUUUUUAUGCUUACAUUGAAAAGCAAGAUGAAAAAGAAUUGGUUAAUGUUAAUCGGGAAUUAUUAAAACGAGCGUUGGAUGUGAUAGUAAAAACUGUUCAGGCGGAAAAGAACCAUGGCAGCUUUCAAUCGUUUGCUUUACAAACUGGCUACAAAUAUUACGGUGUUCAUAAAGGAGCACUUUAUAUUGCUUCACGACCAUUUCAAGAAGAUGCUAAACGUCAUUCUGGCUCAAAUUUCUAUUAUGAUCAAGAAGAUUUAUUAAAAGAAUAUGCUACGAAAUACAAUUUCAGUUAUUUAAUUACACGACCGAAUGGUAAUUAUAUGAAUGCAGCUGUAAGUUUGGCUAUCUAUUGUUGCAUUCGGCAAGAGUUGAAUGAAUCAUUAGCCUUUCCUGGAGCUAAGUCUAUCCGCAAAUGUUUAUCCGAUUGGUCAACUGCAGCAAACAACGCUGAAUUUCAGUUAUGGGCAUCAAUUCAUUCUAAAAAUGAAAUUUUUAAUAUUCACGAUGGAACACCCAUAAAAUAUUCGGAACUAUGGCAUGCUAUUACCGAAUAUUUUGAUCCUAAUUCGAAACAGCAAGAUCCCAAAAAGCAAGAUGAAUGUUUACCUAUUACAUUAGUUGAAUAUAUGAAAGACAAACGAGAUGUAUGGCAGCGAUUGGCACAAAAACAUCAACUUGAUCCAAUGGCAUUUGAUUAUGCAACAUGGCACUUUGUCGAUUUUGUGUUUGGUCGCUAUCAUUACAUAUUUGGUGAUGUUACGGGUGAUUUAUCCAGAGCUAGAAAACUUGGAUGGACAAAAACUUAUUCAACAGUAAAUGGAUUUUAUGAAACAUUUGAUAAAUUAAAACAACUGAAUAUAAUACCAAAAUAA